Molecule: messenger RNA, 540 nt
Organism: Helobdella robusta
Lineage: Eukaryota; Metazoa; Annelida; Clitellata; Rhynchobdellida; Glossiphoniidae
Exons: 2
Coding region: 1-540 (179 amino acids)
Source: RefSeq, a predicted model, not a curated record
AUGAACUUUCCGGCCUUUAAUAGUCUGUCAUCAAUGGAACUGACAAACGCCAUAAAUACGAAACAAAAAGCAGUGGACUGGGCGAUGCAACACGGAUUACUGUCGUCUGGAAUGACAUGCGUUUGUGGAAAAGUUAUGCGUUUGUACAAUUCCAAAAAAGCAGCAGACGAACAGAUAUGGCGUUGUACAAACCAUACGGCCUGCAGCAGAACAAAAUCCAUUAGAAAUGGUAGUUUUUAUGAAAAAUGCACGACAAUAUGGUCUGACAAGUGGGCCGCUUAUGCGAACAUUCCCAGAGUUACGGGACUGGCACACGACACUGUCAAUCAUCGAUAUGGCUUUGUUGCUCCAAAUGGAGUGCAUACUAAUGCCAUUGAGAAUCUUUGGAAGUGUGCCAAAGAUAAAUUUAAACGGAUGCAUGGUACCUGCGAUGAUCACGUCUCUUCGUGUCUCGAGUUUAUGUGGCAGCGCGGUAUCAAGGACCGUGAUGAGCGGUUUCAAACAGCUCUUGAGCUCAUCCGUACAUAUUACCCUGUUUAA